UUUGCUACGCGCGUGGGACGCCAUGGCUGGUGGAGGAACUGAUGGUGACAGACAUUUCUAAUGGUGGUCACGUUUUAUCUGGAUCCGGCAUUCAGAUCUGACAAAGUCGGGUAGAUAGGUGUGGUGUACGGUUGAUUUUUUGAGUUUGACGUCUGUGUUUACUCCAACGUAUAACGACUUUCAGCCUCCUAGCUGUCCUUACCAAUAACCCUCGCCACCACAAGCUGACCAUCACUCUUCAUCACAAAGUUGCAAGCUCCUGCAGUCUUACAAGCUCGCUGUAAAUUCGAAUAGACUGCGUGUCCACAUUGUCACAUGAUGAAUGACUCGAUUCUGUCGCGGUUUCCUUUAGAGCUCCGCGAACAGAUCAUAGACCACAUUGUUCUCAAAACCGAGAGGCUUUGGCACAAGUGUCCUACGCAUGGUCCUGGCACAUGUUCAUGGGAUCCUGCGGAGGAGAUGCUGCUACAGUUGUCACGCCGCCAUGCUCUUUUAGCUACUUGUCGUGAGCUCCAACAUCUUGGUCUUCAAGUUUACUUACGACGCACACGAUUUACUUCGCAUCACUCCCUAUCAUUAUGGCCAACCAAAUUCUACAACGACAUGAAGACCGAAGAUAGUGAUGUUUAUCGAUCUCUGCCAUCGCUACAAUCGCGAGGCUUCAUCGAAAGCCUUGGAAGCGUGGGCGUCACUACCUCUGAUGACUUCUUACAUCACACCGGCUGGGACUCCAAGUCAAGCACCAAAAGAUUCGCAAACUGGAUCGACGAUCCUUUGGAGAUUCUCUCCCUGUACAGGGAAGCUGCACAUGCUGCUUGUCGGCUACGCAUUGUGCAACAUGAUAGGGGACUUGGAAACCAUCAAAUGUUUUACGGACACAGCUAUCGCUUACCAACUUUUACCGACGGUAAUGCUCCCAGACCGGUCAAAAGGGUCUUGAGAGGUACCUGGACGCAUGAUACGAUAAUUGUUACGGUUGGUCUGGUGGACGAAGCUAAAUCCGUCCAAGCGAUGGAGACCGCAAUGGCAUUGCUCGCUACAGAACAUCGUGAAAAAGUUGAAGCCAUCCAGAAAGAGAUCAGGUGGCAAGAGCCAUUGCCGCUACAGGCUGAAGGUAACACCAUUGACGAACAACGACCCCUGUACAACCAGUUCAUUCAAGCCAUGGAGACAAAGUUUUUUCUUUGGUCGCAACGUGUUAAGAAGUUCCAUCAAGGAUUGAUUCGGGUAGUUCUGGUGAGCUAUAGAAAGGAGUUUGAGGAUGUCAGAAGCCACUUGGAUCAAGUUAGGGACCGUUUGUUACUCGACAUGUCUCAUGGCAUCUCUGGAGAUACUGUGGUGGAUGCAGUCGUGCGUAUGAUGGGGGACAUCGAAUUCGAUGAUGUCGAGUUGACGUGUCGAAGCAAGGGAGAGUUGAGACCAGGUACACUGCUAGGGAAGACCAUCGUGCGAUGUGAUCCCCCCAAAGACGACAUACACACUGUCGUCACGAAGCAAAAGGGCGAAAUAAUUCAAGCUGCGUGAUAUGCCAUUGGAAAGCAGCUUUCCAAAGCGCGAACUGUAUGUUCUGAUCACGAGAACAUCGUCCAUGGGCAAGACACACAUUACUAAGAUCAAUGCUCGGCGCGUGUUUACCUCCAGUGCGCGCUUGAAAUCGAUCGUCGAGAGUAACACAGAAUAAAGAAGCCAACAACUCUUUCUUCCUUCAGACCACGCCCGAGUAUCAGCAAAAGAAAACAACAUCACAGACACCCAGCAAAAAAACCAGGCCUUGGGUGGGGGGAAACAUCUUUUCGACCAAAGUCAUCGUCGCGACCAACCAAGGCUGGGAGUCGA
Molecule: messenger RNA, 1836 nt
Organism: Aureobasidium subglaciale EXF-2481
Lineage: Eukaryota; Fungi; Ascomycota; Dothideomycetes; Dothideales; Saccotheciaceae
Exons: 1
Coding region: 316-1524 (402 amino acids)
Source: RefSeq, a predicted model, not a curated record